AUGGAAACAUCUUUAUCAACUCGAUUAACAGGAGAUCAAUGGAUUGUAGAUUCACAUCUUCUCAUAGAAUGGAAAGACUUUUCUGCUUGUGAAAUCUAUUCUCCAUCAAAUCGAAAAUGGCGAGAAACUGCCGUUAUGAAUGUUGGACGAAAUGGGCUUACACUCACGUCACUUUCGAAUGAUAGAAAUAUAUUAGCUAUUUGUGGUAGUCGGAAUGAUCUUGAUGCAUAUACAGCAGAAAUAUAUUAUAUAGACAUGAAUAUAUAG
Adineta steineri is the source of this 267-nucleotide messenger RNA. The record is from the annotation of a GenBank genome assembly. NCBI's taxonomy places the organism in Eukaryota, Metazoa, Rotifera, Eurotatoria, Adinetida, Adinetidae.